UACAAGGUUUUUUGUAUACUAGCUUUAUCAACGGUAUCUCUAGAGUACCCUUGAUAGGUUAUUCUUCUUCGUCAACAAAGUAUCUUUUCUUCUGACUCCAUUUUACAAUCUUAUUUUACGAAAAUGAGUUCUCAUGGAAAAGCAGAGACUGACAGACUCAUGAAAAACCUGAAAGAACAACUGAGUCGGCUUGUGCAACAAUUACAAGAUUUGGAAGAUAAUAGAGUUACACUCGAUGAAACAGAUUAUCAUGAGUGUAAAGAAGAUACUGUGCAACAACUCUAUGAAUUCAAUGAAAGUCUACAAAGAAUGAUUUCUGGAGAUAUGACUUUGGUUGAUGAACUUGGUGCGAUACAAUUGGCAACUGAAACAGCAAUCAGCACAGCCUUCAAAACAUCAGCUGUAAGAAGAAUGUUUGAUAAACGUGAGCCGAGUCUACUUAAAGAACAUCUUGCACAAAUUGAUCGUGAUGUGAAACUAGGAAAAUUAAGUAAAGAAACUGCUGAUCAUCAACGUGGAGAGAUCAUGAGUGCUUUGAGGCAACUUGGUGAAAAGUUAGAACCAUCUGAUCUACAGUUGUUGGAACGACUAUCUUUAAGUAAUAUAGAUACUGCCAGGUAUGUGCAAGUCACAGAACCAACAGAAAAGAGUAAAAUGGCUCUAGAUAUAGUAGGUAAGGAAGUUAAAGCUACUCAAGAUGCUUAAACUAUAUCAAAUCCAUUUAGCUGCAAUGUUUGUCCAAUAUUUUUAUACAAUGGACCAUAUUGUUGUUCUACCGCUACUUUUCUAAAGUCUUAUUGAAAUAAUUUCACUGUACAGUAUAGUCUUGUUCUAGAUUUUUUAUUUUUCAUUUCUCGUCAGUUUUUAACAGACGUUUUAUUUGCAAUUUCCAUAAUAUAUAUACAAGUAAUACAUAUUAUCGAUAUUUAAGAUAAAUAUUUACAUUGGCGCGUAAAUUUAAGCGUGCACGCAAAAUAUUUAUGUAAUCAAAUGUAUAUUCUGACUUAUCUAUUGAUACAUUAUAUUUUGUUUAAAUAUAAUAACAAUGAUUGUAUUUGCAAUGAGAAACAAAAAUGACUAUUACAGAAA
This is a messenger RNA of Odontomachus brunneus, 1089 nucleotides long. Its product is annotated as protein LZIC-like. The transcript has 3 exons. The coding region runs from base 124 to 705 and encodes 193 amino acids. The record is from RefSeq and is a predicted model, not a curated record. NCBI's taxonomy places the organism in Eukaryota, Metazoa, Arthropoda, Insecta, Hymenoptera, Formicidae. Gene Ontology annotation, molecular function: beta-catenin binding.